This is a messenger RNA of Zygosaccharomyces rouxii, 1935 nucleotides long. RefSeq lists its product as uncharacterized. The record is from RefSeq and is a predicted model, not a curated record. Gene Ontology annotation, cellular component: membrane. Lineage: Eukaryota; Fungi; Ascomycota; Saccharomycetes; Saccharomycetales; Saccharomycetaceae. Gene Ontology annotation, molecular function: myo-inositol:proton symporter activity. Gene Ontology annotation, biological process: transmembrane transport. The transcript has a single exon. Bases 1 to 1935 code for a protein of 644 amino acids.
AUGACGUAUGAGAAGGGUCCCAUACUGGAGCAGUUUACGCAUGAAGAGCUCGCGAAUCAGGUAACUCCUGAUUCAGAGCAAUUAGAUAAAGAGGCUGGUAAGGUAGAACGCGGUAAUAAAUUGUCGAAGUUGUCCCCUGAGGUUGUAGCGCAGAUGGGACGAGAGUUUGCAGAGGAGUUUGAAUUACCCAAUGACGACGAUAUCUUUGCGCGCGCCGCUAUGCUAGCUAGAAACCCCGAUGGAUUUAACGAUUUCGAUUUUCUGAGUGAUGAGGAAAAGCAGGCAUGUUGGGCCGAAGAAUACAAGCCAUGGUCUUCUAUGACGAGGCAAUUAAUCGCCAUUAUAUGUGCGGCAGCAAUGUCAGCGGCUGUGCAAGGUAUGGAUGAAACUGUUAUCAACGGUGCUAUGCUGUUUUACCCCGAAGUUCUUGGAUUAGGAAGUGGCAGUAAAAGAGAUUCAUGGAUCGAAGGCUUAAUUAAUGGUGCUCCCUAUUUGUGCUGCGCUGGGUUCUCCUGUUGGACAACCGAUUGGCUUAACAAUCGAUUGGGAAGGAAGAAUGUGAUCUUCGUCACGUGUGGGAUAUCAGCGGUUACUUGUUUCUUACAGGGUUUUGCACCCACUGGUGUGAGAGGCUGGCAUUAUUUGUUUGCAUUUAGAUUCCUGCUUGGAUUGGGUAUCGGUCCCAAGAGUGCAACAACCAAUGUUUACUUAGCAGAAUGUGCUACAAGACAAAUCCGUGGUUGUACGACCAUCUUUUGGCAAUUCUUUACAGCAUUUGGUAUUAUGUGGGGGUAUGUUUUCACAUUGAUCUUUUACAGAGUUAAGCCUAAUGGAGUUCACGGUGGAUUGAAUUGGAGAUUGACUCUAGGCUCUGCGAUGUUACCUGCAUUGCUGGUAAUGAUUCAAAUUCCAUUUUGUCCGGAGUCACCUCGUUGGUUAAUGGGUAAAAAUCGCUACAGGGAAGCUUUGGAGAACACUAUCAAGAUUCGCCCUCAUAAAAUCCUUGCAUGUCGUGACAUUUUUUACCAGCACGUCUUAUUGGCAGAGGAGGAAUCGCUACAAUUACCGUUCUGGAUUAGAUUAAAACAAAUGGUUACCGUGAGACGUAACCGUAAUGGUUUAUUGGCUUCUUGCAUUUGUGCCUUCAUGCAACAGUUCUGUGGUAUCAAUGUCAUUGCUUACUACUCCUCUAGUAUUUUCGUUGAAAGUGGAUUUUCAGAGAUUAGUGCCUUGUGUUCUUCCCUUGGUUUUGGACUUAUCAAUUUUUUCUUUGCAAUCCCUACUUUCUUCAUGAUCGAUAAGAGGGGUAGACGUUAUUUGUUGUUAAGAACCUUCCCCUGGUUGGCGCUAUUUUUAUUGAUAGCAGGGUUUGCAUUUUGGAUCCCAGGUACACAGGCUAGAAUCGGUGUUGUUACCAUGGGUAUCUAUGUUUUUUCGGCGAUUUAUUCCUUCUCUUGUGGGCCGGUUCCAUUCUUAAUUGCCGCCGAGUCUGCCAACCUAGCAUCCCGUUCGCUAAACUCUUCCAUCUUUACCGUGGUUCUAUGGGGGUUUAAUUUCAUUUUAAGUGUUACUUGGCCCAGUAUGGUGAGAGCCAUGAAACCACAAGGUGCGUUUGGUUUCUAUGCAUUUUGGAAUGCCGCAGGGUUUUUCAUGGUCUAUUUCUGCGUUCCGGAGACUAAACAGUAUACUUUGGAAGAACUGGAUGAGGUGUUUGAAGUUCCAUUAAGAACGAGAAUUAAGUACAAUUUCCAAGAGAUUUGGCCUAAUAUCCAAUACCACAUCUUAAGAAGAAGAAAAAUAAAGAGAAGAACACCUUUGGGACCUUCGGUCGGAUUCAGUGAUUUGGAGGAAAAACCAGAACAAGAACACGUUGAACGUGUUGACACUAGCGAUUCCAGCAGUGACGUCGAUCCUACAGCAGGCGGCGGUUUGUAA